AACAUUCAGGCACCAGCACCACACCACACAGAAUAGUCGAGGCGUCUGGAAUUAUUCGACACAGGAAAGGGUGCAAAUAGCCCGAGAAUAAGUUGUCAUUACUAAUAUUAAUAGAUGAGAACAUUUGACUGAGUAGUGCUAAGUAAACAUAUACAUAUAGUAUAUUAAAAUUGUAUCUAGAGUUUUCCAACUAAAACCUGCCACAUUAAAACCAAAAAUAAAGGAAGCUGCAAGAUGAAACAGCCAAACAUUUUAAUCACAGGAACGCCCGGCGUUGGCAAAUCGCAUCUGUGCAAGCGACUGGUCGAGCAGCUUGGAUUUAAAUGGCAAAACGUAUCUGACAUCGUAAGCGAACAUGGUUUUGUCGAAGAGUACGACGAGGAAUUCGAGUGUCCUGUAUUAGACGAGGACCGUCUGCUUGAUUAUCUGGAACCGAUCAUGCAGGACGGAGGAAAUGUGGUUGAAUAUCACAGCUCGGAAUUUUUCCCCCAGCGCUGGUUCGACGUUGUCUACGUGGUACGCUGCGGUACCUCGCUGCUGUAUGAAAGAUUGCAGGCCCGAGGCUACAACGAGCGGAAAGUCAAAUCUAACAUGGAGUGCGAAAUAUUCCAAAUCCCUCUGGACGAAGCCAAAGAUUCCUACCGAAAGGAAAUCAUUUACGAGCUGCAAAGUGACAAAGAUUCGGACCUGGAAGACAAUUUGAAACAGGUGUGCGAGUGGCUGGAAAGCUGGCGAAGUGCGCACGAAAAGAUGCCGUAAAUGUCUGAACAUUUUUCAAAAAAAAAAUUGAGAUCAAAUUCAAUUUGCUUCCGGUUUGUAGAACCCACCUAUUGCAUCCCUUACUGUUAGGUUUGCGCAGUGUUCAGGAUAAUAAUUUCAUGCAUGAGUUUUUGUUUUGAACAAAUCAGCAUUUAUUAAUCCAUUUUUGGCCUUUCUAAAUUGUUAGUUAUGCAAUUUUUUACGAAAUAAAAAUUCUAAUCCCUUGUAAA
Molecule: messenger RNA, 989 nt
Organism: Malaya genurostris
Lineage: Eukaryota; Metazoa; Arthropoda; Insecta; Diptera; Culicidae
Gene: Ak6
Product: adenylate kinase isoenzyme 6 homolog
Exons: 2
Coding region: 235-759 (174 amino acids)
Cellular component (GO): cytoplasm; nucleus
Molecular function (GO): ATP binding; ATP hydrolysis activity; AMP kinase activity
Source: RefSeq, a predicted model, not a curated record